This is a messenger RNA of Anoplophora glabripennis (Asian longhorned beetle), 1259 nucleotides long. RefSeq lists its product as uncharacterized. The transcript has 2 exons. The record is from RefSeq and is a predicted model, not a curated record. Lineage: Eukaryota; Metazoa; Arthropoda; Insecta; Coleoptera; Cerambycidae. Bases 202 to 876 code for a protein of 224 amino acids.
AAAUAAUGAAGCAGCAGUCCAAAGCCAACCGCGUUUAGUUUAUUUGGUAACUUUAUGCGAUGCACACGCAUUUUUAAGACCUAGUGAGCAUGUUUUGAAUGUGUAACAGACAUACCGAAUUAUUUGCAACAUCGUAUCGGACUCGAUUUGGGGUUUUGUUGCGUUUGGAUAAUAGUGCCCUGUGAAAUUUACUCCGAGAAAAUGAUUUCUGGUAGAAUUUGUAUUGUGGUACCACUUCUCUGUCUGGUGACCUUGGCAUCAACGAAGCCGAUCAUGGUCACAUUCGGUACGAAUCAAGGACCCAUUAUACCGAGACAACCGAAGACAUCAAGUACUCAACACAAAACUGUCGUUACCAGAAGCCCAGCGCCGGUGUCGGAGGAAAGAGAGGACGUACCCAACCCAAACGCCUACAAAGCUCCAGUACCUCAUCAAUAUAGAACGGAGCUUUAUUCAUUUAAGCCUCCAGCGGAUCUAGCCCUGGGGACAGCUCUAGACCAGAAAUACACCCCCAGCAUAGACAAAAUAAAUCAGCAGAGGAAGCAGUUCGUUAGAAAUAUCCUCGGCGUCGAUUACAGAGGUCCACAUACGUUUGAAAAACAAGACUACGAGAUUUUAGAAGCGAAAAAGAACCGCCUUGCUUGGAAAUACAACAAGCCCCACUACUAUCAAGAAAUCGAGAAGAGGGUCGAUGAGCAAACGGCGUUGCCUCAGAAUAACGAUUCGAAAUACGUUCCCCAGAUUGGAGUUGUGUAUUCAGCCGGUGUGAGGUAUUACGUCCCACAACUCGUUUAUUACGAUCAACCAGUCGCAGGUGACAAUCCCGAUCUAGAAAAUUCUGUUUAUGACGAGAGGGAUACAAAAUACCAACACUAAGUUUUAUAAAUUUGCUAAACGGACUUUAAAAAUUCAUUGAAAUUUUACAUAGUGCCAAUGCUUUGUACAAAUUACUUUGUUUUACAACCUGUCGAGUAUUUGUUCAUUAAUUAAAUGUUUCUAGAAAUUUCUAUUGAUUUCGAGUUACGCUGUUACAAAAUAUUUAAGAAAAUGUAUUUAGAAAAUAUAUUUAUAUAUUUUUAUACUGUUAUUUUUUUUUAGAUUAAAUCAAGAAAAGGUAUAUAAAUAUUUCAGAUUUCAUAUACGUUAUACCGGGUGAUUCAGUUUAAUAUUUGCGGCCUCGUAUGUCUUUUAUUUUAAAAAAUAGCUAUAACAAACCCUAUAUAUUUUAAAAUCGCCGCUCAAACUCUAUUAAAUGAGAU